Messenger RNA from Eimeria acervulina, 2034 nucleotides. RefSeq lists its product as hypothetical. Bases 1 to 2034 code for a protein of 677 amino acids. NCBI's taxonomy places the organism in Eukaryota, Apicomplexa, Conoidasida, Eucoccidiorida, Eimeriidae. The transcript has a single exon. The record is from RefSeq and is a predicted model, not a curated record.
AUGCCAACUUGCCUUCUCAUCUUGUUGAUAUUUUUGCAGCCCUUCCUAGGCCUGUGUCAAUCGAAGGGGCCUACCACCCACACAUACGCUUCCGUAGCCCACUCAGAGGCUGAGGUCAACGCCGGCGCAGACGCAGGCAGCGCCAGCAAGGAUUCUUCUGUGGGCUCUCUUGAACAAGCGGGAGCAGGCGCUCAUCUGUGGGAGGCUACAUGUGGCUCGUACAAAUCUAUAACGCUGCGUUUCCCUGAGUUGCAUGCAUCGGCCACCUACGACCUGAGGCAGGUCGUGCAGGGGGCUCCGCCGACGGGAUGGGCCUGCAAAGCUUCGGAGCCUCUCUUUGAACUCGAGGAGUAUCCUCCGUUUUUCAGAACCGUGCUUUCAUUGAUGGUUGGACCUACAAAAGAUACAACCGAGAAGACAAAGAGCAAUAAGUUGCACAAGCACAAAAACAAACACGUCUUUUUUGCAUUCAAUCCGUGCAGACUGUUGCCACAUAGUUGCCACGGCUCCCGUGGCCGUCUUUUCAAAUUUGCAGCAAAACUGAAAAAGCCGCAUGACCCACAAGAGGAAAUGGAACGUCUGCUAGCGGAGUUUUUGAAGGUGUCAUCCCCUUCGUCCUCAAAGGCUGUCAGGACAGCUGACAAGGCAGAAGAGGAGGCCGAUACAACUGAAUGCCUUCAAAACGUACUCUCUACAAAUACUACUUUGCUGUAUUCUCACCGCCCGGAAAACAUGCAGCAGCACCCUGACAGCAACGGCAUCGGCGGCCUAUGGUCUGAGCCGGAGAUAACCGACGACCCAACAUCGUGGGAGCCCUUGAACCCAAGCGACCCCUUUGAGGGUCUUCAGGCACACAUGCAUCACGUACAUAUCUUCUGUCCUGAGUCUUCUUUGCACACACAUGUCAUUCUGAAGUGUCCUUGGGGUGCUUCGCCGGGGAUCGGAGCUGCAGCAGAGAACGGGAACCCAGCAUCUGCCACCAAGUUCGACCUCUGUGAACACCCAGACCCUUGCAGAUUCAACAUGGUGAUGACCACCCCAGCGGCUUGCCCUACACUCAUAGACUACAGCGGCUCUGCAGCAGCUGCUGCGCCCUCUGUGGCCGCCGCUGCUUUGCCCUCAGGGAAAACGCAGCUUAUGAAUACUAACGCGGAUAUGAAGGAAAAGGCAAAUGCCUUUCCAGCCUCUAAUGACGGACAACCAACAGCGAAGCGGGACAGCAGAUUGCCAACGCCGGCAGCCUCAGGUGCAGCGAAAAACGACUUGUCUUUUAUUUCGAGCGAGCAGCAAAGCUCUAGGGCCUCUGUAGUACCACAUACGUCCCGUGGUGCACAGGCGGAGGUGCGGGGCAACCAAGUGGGGCUGUGGCAGCAACUGCAGCAAUUGCUGCUGCUGUUGUUGCGGGUGAGCCUUUGCCUGUUGAUAUUUGCUUGGAUUAUCUACGUGAUCAGGGAUUGGACAGAGACGAAGAUGCAGUACGCCGACCUCCCAGAAGAAGGGAAAUCAGAGGAGGAUGCGAUGGCAGCUGCGGGAAACCUAAAUUCGUACGACAGCUGCGUGAAGGCUCUCGCGGGGGCCUCAUGCGCCCCAGUUGCAGAAGCAGAUUCGAGAGGGUUUCAGCUAGCAGCCAAGUACAGAGAACCCCCAGCAUCUGUCGGUGCAAGGGGGGAGGAUGUCGCGUUUACAGGCGCCGGCGCGGCGAAGGCGCCCCGGCGCGAGCUACGGGGGCUGUACUCAUCCCCAGGCCGGCGUUUCGUCAGCGUCUGGCUACCGCAGACUGUUGGCUUUGCUGCGCGACAGGCAGUUGCAUUCUCUGAGGGGGCUGUCAGUGCAUGCAGGAAGCUCACCAGGGCGUUCAUGGAGCGCAGAGGAGCAGCAAAAGAGUUUGCACAAAGCGACACUGCAGGCAGUGGCACUCCUUGGGACUGGACAGACACCGUAGAGUUUAACGACACGGACACGUACAAUACCUCAACAGACUCCCCAAGUCGUGACGCCCUACGCGGGCUCAGUGGCUACGAAACCAUUUCAUAG